GUCAUCCCCUACCUGACUAUCUCUAUAAUAAUUUUGUGAGUCUUAAUUUAAUUUUGAUUCAUGUCAUAAUAUAUGAAGAGUGGAAUGAAUAACAGCAGCAGUGCGACUAGCAGAUGGGGAUCGAUGUUUGAGACAAAAACAACAGUAACCCCAAGGAAAAAUGGAGAUGACCCAGAUGAUCUUCUACUAUUUGGAGAAAUCCAUGAACGAAGCGAGAAAGAGAGAAGCAAUAAUCUUCUUCAGCCCAUUUCAUCUGAUCACGAUUUGCUUGAUUACUCGGUUUCAGAUCCAAAUUCAGCAGGUAGUAAUUAUCCACUGUAUUCCGCGAAAAAAAUCAACGGAAUGGAACUCCCGAUAGAAAGAGGCAAGAAUGAUUAUGAUUGCAACUCCACUAUUUCCAUCUUUAGAGAUGGAAAUGGAUCCAGAAUUUCGUCAUUCAAAGAGAAAUCCCUAUUCUCCAACCUCCUCUUACCAGGUGAACAACCUAGAAUCAAAGCUGAAUCAUCGACCCAAAUCACCAACAAAAGCAGCAGAGAUUAAGGCGCCCUCUCUGUUGGCAACUCCAACAAAUUCAUCAACACAACCUAACAGUGACGCUCCUAAUCCUGCAUCAACCUCUGCCUGCAACAGUCAUAACAAUUAUGGUUUUCACGACCUAACGUCCCGUAAUAUAUCUCUUAAAGAUCUACUCCCUCCGUCCCACUAUUAAAUGACCUAGUUUAAGUUUACACAAUUUUUAAGGCAAGCAAGGAAAAAGAGUAUAUUUAAGCAUUUUUUACAAUUAU
Messenger RNA from Papaver somniferum (opium poppy), 785 nucleotides. RefSeq lists its product as uncharacterized. Lineage: Eukaryota; Viridiplantae; Streptophyta; Magnoliopsida; Ranunculales; Papaveraceae. The record is from RefSeq and is a predicted model, not a curated record. The coding region runs from base 73 to 540 and encodes 155 amino acids. The transcript has 4 exons.